Cyprinus carpio (common carp) is the source of this 967-nucleotide messenger RNA. Its product is annotated as gastrula zinc finger protein XlCGF7.1-like. Gene Ontology annotation, molecular function: DNA-binding transcription factor activity; RNA polymerase II cis-regulatory region sequence-specific DNA binding. Gene Ontology annotation, biological process: regulation of transcription by RNA polymerase II. The record is from RefSeq and is a predicted model, not a curated record. The transcript has 2 exons. Lineage: Eukaryota; Metazoa; Chordata; Actinopteri; Cypriniformes; Cyprinidae. Bases 185 to 967 code for a protein of 260 amino acids.
AAUUGUUUCAGUGUUGUGUAGGUGAUUACCGUGAUUGAAAGAACCAAUGAAAUCUUUAGGGAAUGUGGUGGGCGGAGUUAGUGCUUUAACUGUGUUAAAAAGGUGAGGAAUAUUCACUUGAUCCUACAGGACUGGUGCAGACUCCAGGUGCAGCAGCUGAAAUCUGACACAUACUAUAGUAAAGAUGGAGUUUAUUAAAGAGGAGAUUGAGGACAUGAGUGUUUCAGAAACAUCCAGAAUAAAACAUGAAGAUACUGAAGAACAAACAGACUGGAUGGAAGUAAAACAUCAAAGACAUGAGGUGAAUGAAGUGGAGGAGGAAACUUCAAGAAAAAAAGCCAAACAGCUUCACACCUGCUCACAGUGUGGAAAGAGUUUCAGCGAAAAAGGAGUCCUUAAGACGCACAUGAGAAUCCACACUGGAGAGAAACCAUACACAUGCGCUCAGUGUGGAAAGAGUUUUGUUUAUGCAUCAGGUUUCAGUUAUCAUCUGCACAUUCACUCUGGAGAAAAGCCAUUUAACUGUGAUCAGUGUGGUAAAAAGUUUAUUUUAUCAUCAAGUCUAAAAACACACCUGACAGUUCAUUCAGAUGAGAAGCCUCAUGUGUGUUCUUUGUGUGGAAAGAGUUUUUCACGGCUGGACAGUUACAAACUGCACCAGAAAACACAUAAUGAAGUGAGAGAUCACAUGUCAUUUUUUCUUGGGGUGAGCUUUAUUACAGCUGAUCAUCUGAAACAGCACCAAAGGAUUCAUACUGGAGAAAAACCUUACAAGUGCUCAUAUUGUGAGAAGAGAUUCACUCAGUCUGUAAAUCUGAAAAGGCAUGAGCGAGUUCAUACUGGAGAGAAACCGUACUACUGUACUCAGGGUGGAGAGAGUUUUACUCAGUCAGUGACUCUUGUGACUCAUAUUAAAAAGCAUUUUUCUGUGAGCAAAUGUUUUCUACAGAGUCAGUAUUUCAAAUAA